Messenger RNA from Physella acuta, 909 nucleotides. RefSeq lists its product as uncharacterized. The record is from RefSeq and is a predicted model, not a curated record. NCBI's taxonomy places the organism in Eukaryota, Metazoa, Mollusca, Gastropoda, Physidae. Gene Ontology annotation, biological process: extracellular matrix organization. Gene Ontology annotation, cellular component: extracellular matrix.
AUGGGCAGGAGAUCCCGUGUCUUCCAGCAAACAAACCGUCUGCUGCUCGAGUUCUGCGACCUUGAGGCCCGUGACCCCAGAAGACCUGCAUACAUUGGAGUCAAGUCCCCAGCGCCGGACCGCAUCACGUGUCAUCAAACACGGACUGACACUUGCAGAGCUGGACCAAUGGGGGCCGGGGCUGACGAGCACGUGACGAGGCCCUGUCCUAACUGGCUCAAGUGUCGCCACAGCAAGCGUGGAGUAGAAACAGAACUGUUGAUCAUGGUCAAUGUGCUGAUACCAGAACUAGCAUCAAGACAAUCCCCACAGAUACCAGAACUAACAUCAAGACAAUCCCCACAGAUACCAGAACUAGCAUCAAGACAAUCCCCACAGAUACCAGAACUAACAUCAAGACAAUCCCCACAGAUACCAGAACUAACAUCAAGACAAUCCCCACAGAUACCAGAACUAACAUCAAGACAAUCCCCACAGAUACCAGAACUAGCAUCAAGACAAUCCCCACAGAUACCAGAACUAACAUCAAGACAAUCCCCACAGAUACCAGAACUAGCAUCAAGACAAUCCCCACAGAUACCAGAACUAACAUCAAGACAAUCCCCACAGAUACCAGAACUAGCAUCAAGACAAUCCCCACAGAUACCAGAACUAACAUCAAGACAAUCCCCACAGAUACCAGAACUAACAUCAAUCCCCACAGAUACCAGAACUAACAUCAAGACAAUCCCCACAGAUACCAGAACUAGCAUCAAGACAAUCCCCACAGAUACCAGAACUAACAUCAAGACAAUCCCCACAGAUACCAGAACUAGCAUCAAGACAAUCCCCACAGAUACCAGAACUAACAUCAAGACAAUCCCCACAGAUACCAGAACUAACAUCAAUCCCCACAGAUACCAGAACUAA